Messenger RNA from Haplochromis burtoni (Burton's mouthbrooder), 7219 nucleotides. Its product is annotated as zinc finger protein 865. Gene Ontology annotation, molecular function: RNA polymerase II cis-regulatory region sequence-specific DNA binding; DNA-binding transcription factor activity, RNA polymerase II-specific. Gene Ontology annotation, biological process: regulation of transcription by RNA polymerase II. The coding region runs from base 1255 to 5406 and encodes 1383 amino acids. The record is from RefSeq and is a predicted model, not a curated record. Lineage: Eukaryota; Metazoa; Chordata; Actinopteri; Cichliformes; Cichlidae. The transcript has 3 exons.
ACACACUUGGUGUGAAAACACACACAUUCACACACACAGUGACACGCAAGGGACUUGAUGGCUUACGGUGUUUGAAGGCAGUUUUUUUAAUGGAGUGUAAAGCGUAUGCAUGCACGCGCACGUACAUGAACGCUCUCGCGCUCACAUACACACGCGCGCGCUUUAUUUAUUCUUGAGCAUCAUGCUGGAUAGGAUACGGAUUUUGGGCAAGAGGUGGAUGUGAGCGUGGUGGCGGUGGUGUGCUGGAUGUGGUCGCAGCCGGACAGACUAAAACCUGCGCCUGGCUCUACCCGGAACCAUUAUGCAGACAGGAAACAACCAUUUUAAGGCCAGGAGCAUCCGAGGAGCUGUCGUCUACAGAGGGGGGGACACCUAAAGCUGACACGGGGCGGAGAGCAACCAGCCGGGGAGAAAAGAGGGAAUAACACGACGGGAACAAAACAAAGGCUCCGUGUGAGGGAAGAGGAGCAGUGAGCCACUCCAGCUGCAUGACUCUACUGUCACACAGACAAUGGACUUAUCGGGGCAGGCCAGCGGAAACAGUUUUUGUUAGCGAGAGAAAAGCAGCCCUCCCGGGCCGAUGGAGAGCCAGGCCUCUCACUCCGCUUUUCCCUGGAUGAAGAAAAAGGCCCCGCUGACAGGCUUUAGGGACCCCGUUCUCGCGGUGCACAGCCACCUUCAUGUGUUCACAUUUUUACUUCCUUGGUUCUGAGUCUGUUUUUUCGCACCCAGACGUCGCAUGCUACGAGAUUGUGGACCUGAAGUCACCGGUUUUCCCCGGACUGUCCUCCUUCCCUCAUUCAGCGCCGUGGUCCAGCCAGCAGGGUGCUCCAGAUACAGACUUGUGGAUCAGCCGGCUCCUCGAAGAUCUCCUUGACUGGAUGGAAGGCCAGUGAAACAAUGGUUCAGCCUGCACAGAAAUAACGGACACACUCCACUUUAUGGGACUGCUAUGGAACAUUCUAAAGAAACACUACAGACUCUGUUUUCUUUUUUAUUAUAGUUUAGUAUAUUUAUGACAUUUUUUUUUUCUUUCUUUCUUUUUUUAAAGAAGCAUUUGACGCUUCGCUCUUUAGCGACACAUUCAUGUAAGGAAAAUCAGGCUCUCGGUGGAUUAUCGUGGCCUGUUGGACGUUAGCAGGACUACUUGUGAAAAUCAGACCGCCGCAGGUUUGAUAAGGGCUCACUGCUGUUUCCAGCAGCUGCAAACGGGUUGUGCCACCCCUGAGUGCAUUGUCACAGCUGCAUUGGGAGAUGUUUCAGUUCAGCAAGUACCCCAUGGACAUUUUAGAAAUGCUAAGUGGACACCAAGCCCACCAGUUCAAAGGCCUUGGAUUAGAACGACAACUGAGCCACCAACAGCAAGUGCAGCUGCAGCACCAGCAGCAGCUGCAACAACAACACCAACCCUGUGGUGACACAUCUGGAAGCCUCUUGUCGGGCCUCGGCCUUGGGUCCCUCCAAACCUCACGGAGCAAUGCUUUUGCAGACUCCUCAUCAUUGUUUGCCAAAAUGAGUGCUCCUCCUCCAUCCAUCUCCCACCAGAGCCAGUCGUCCACGUCGUCUCACAGCUCCAGGAAGUCGAGUAAGAUGAGCAGCAGUAGCAGCAGUGGCAGCGGGAGCUCCUCGUCGGGGUACCCCCAGUUUCUGCGGCCUUUUCACCCUGCUGAGGCAGCGCUGGCUCAGGAGCAGCUCCACUCUGGGAUGGGACGUUUCGACUUUGGUGGGAGCAGCAGUGGAGGAAGCGCAGGAGUCAUUGGGGGGGUUGUCACACCUGCACCCCCGCCUCCCCCGCUCCAUCCAGGUCUCUCUGUGCCCCAGCCCUCUUCUGGCCCUUCUUCCUCCUCACCCUCACCCUCCACCUCUGCUUCCGGCUCCAACAACCCCUCUGGUAGCACUGCGGUCCCCUUAGUUGGCCAGUCCGAUCCUCGCAGUCUCCACCAGCAGUUCAGCUGCAUGCUUGCUGCUAAUCAGUACUUCCUGUCUGGUGUUCCCACCAGCAGCAGCCUAGAGCAGUUUCUCGUCCAGCAGGGCACUCACAACCACCUAGGUUUGGGCCUCGGGCAAGGCGCCUCAGAGUCAAACUCAGCACUGGCUGCUCCUCCUGCACUCCACUCCUCCCACAGCCACACAGCUCCACAGCCUCAGCAGCAACAGCAGCAACUCACCCCACACGCCUUAUCUCAUCCACACAGCCACACUCACCACCCGCACCCUCUUCACCCAGCCCCGCAGCCGGCCCCACUGGGCGGUUUUGAUUUCCAAGGCAUUCCUGUCCUCUCCUCUAACCAGAUAGCAUCGCUAAUGCAGCAAGAGGCUGGCCUCCCCCUCCCGCUGCCCCUGCACCUGUCCCUCUCUAAAGAUGAUGGAGCAAAGUCUGUAGACAGCUCGUCUACGUCAGGAUCGAGUGGGGGUAGCAGGAGAAAGAAGGCAAUGGCGGGUUAUCUGCCCCAGAGGAAAACGGACAGUAGCAGCCACAGCCACAGCAGCAGUAGUGUUAGCAACUGCCACAACAGCAGCUCGAGUGGGCACAGUCAGAGCUCCUCAUCGGGCCUCGUAGGAGGAGGAGGGUCUGGGGGCGUCAGGCUAAGUGGAAUCGGAAGUGAACCGCAGCAUUCCUCUCUCCUCUCACCGUCCUCGCAGCAGCAACAGUCAUCCUCCACUGUGUCCUCCUCCUCAUCUGUUCCCACCUCCUCAAAUCCCACCUCUGUGCUCGUUGCCAACGGAAACCAACAGCUGUCAAAAUCCCAAGAAAAUCAUAACAGCAUCUCAUCAGGCCAGACAGAACCAGAACCCCUUUACCACUGUGGUGAGUGUGGUAAAACCUUCACCCACCUUUCGAGCCUACGAAGGCAUCUCCGCAGCCAUGGGUUGACACCAGAAAGCCAAAGCAGGAAGUCAGACUGUAACUCUCCCAGCCCGGAGAGGAUAUUCUGUUGCGGCGAGUGUGGGAAGAGAUUUAAAAAGAGAGGUCACCUCAUCCAGCACAGUGUCACCCAUUCAGAAAACCGGCCUUUUGUCUGCAGCAUCUGCCAAAAGUCCUUCAACCGUCGAGAGUCACUUACGAGACAUGAGAAGAUCCACGACGAGAAACCUUUCCGCUGCCCGGCAUGUGGGCGUUGUUUUCGUGAGAGCACCUCUCUCCUGAACCAUGCCGCUUCAGGUGCUUGUGGCAAACCUCCACGCAGUUCAAAAAACAGGGCCAGCAGUGCAGGGAGUGCAUCUUCCAACCCUAGCAGCAGUAAAAUGGAAAGUAGAAGUGACAGCGUAGGGAUUUCAAGUGAUGGGGCAGCGAUGGCCAGUGACAAAUAUGCAACAGAUUAUUCCAGAAAUCGCUACCAGAGCCAGUCGUCCUACAACAGCAGCGGUGUCGACGACUACAGACGAUCCCAGCCUUCAUCUCUGUAUCCCUCAGAAAGCACAUUAGCCAAUGAAAUGACCAACCAGACCCUCCGGAAGGCCCCUUUAGCCCCAACUCUUCACCCCCACCCACAAAGUCAGCAACAUCACCACCAUCAACAGCAACAACAGCCGCACCUUCCACUCUCUUCCCUAUUGGAUGAUUCAGAAGAUGAGGUCACCAGCAGUGCAAUGUCAGCCAUCGCUGCUGCAGCCGCCGCCUCGUGCGAUAUAAACACAGAAAGCCGGGAAGGAGAGAGGAGGGAUAUCAUUGGAGGCCUAUUGGGGGGGUUGGGGUUUGGUAACCUAGGUGGACCGUCAUCCACCUCCACCCUGAAUGGUUCCACCAUGCCGCUGACCCACCCCAGCCAGCCGCACACAAAGCCCAGGAGGCCGCGGAAGCCCAGAGAGAAAAGGGAUCCCAAUACCAUCGUCAGGAGGAGGAGGAGCCCAGCACCGCCAGGCGACGGAUCGGAAAGGCCGUACGGAUGUCAGAUAUGUGGCAAACGCUUCAGGAGGGCGGAGACUCUGAGGCGCCACAACCGUGUCCACACAGGGGAAAAGCCUCACGCGUGUGACGUCUGUGGCAAGAUGUUCCGUGAGCCUUUCCACCUCACCAAGCAUCUGACUGUACACUCGGGUCAAAAGAACUACAAGUGCAAUCUUUGCGGGAAGAUGUUCGCCUACGCUCAGAGCCUCGUGAGACACGGGAAGCUGCACAGAAGAGGAGAAAUCGACAACCAGGGGAGGAGAAUAAAAGGUGCUGCUGCCGCCAUCAGCCAAGUCGCCAACACAGGGAACUCUGACUUCUUCUCCUCCUGCUCUCAAGGAGAAAAGUCUCCAACGUCUGGCACGCCAUCACAGAGGCUUUACACCUGCACCGUUUGCUGGAAAUCCUUCCGUCACUAUUUCCACCUGACAGCACAUCAGCAGACUGUCCAUGGCGGCAGGGUGGGGCUGGAGAAGUCUUUUCGCUGUGAAGUGUGUGGCAAAGCCUUUGCUUAUUCUAACAGCUUAGUGCGGCACAAGCUGUCUCAGCAUGGCAUUGACCGCAACGGUCAGCGCGUGAAUCAGAACCAACCCUCUGGAUACUCCCCGCUCUUCUACGAUUCUAAUUCAGCUCCCAACUACGCUGCUUCCUCCCACAUGCCACAGGGGACAUCCGGACAACAACCAAACCCACAACAACAACAACAACCGCCGCCACCACCACCACCACCACCUCCUCCUCCGCCACCCCCACCACAACAGCAGCAACAGCAGCAACAACAACAACAGCAGCAACACCCGCACCCUUUUUACUACCGCCCAAAAAACUACCAAAAGCGUCAUGGGCAGACAAGAAAGCACCGGAAGAAAAAACGGCGAGUAGUGAUCCACAGCAUCAUGAGGGACGGAAAGCUGGUGGGCGUGCCCCUGAGUAAAGACACGCGCAGGAAGCUGAUGAUUCUGAGAAAGAAGAGGGGCAGACUACAGGCUCAGCUCAACAAAAAAAAGCUCCUGGCACAGUUGAGGAUAAAGGGCAGUGUAAUGAAGGUGAAGUCAUGGUGCGGUGGCGCCGUCAGGGUCACGGGGCUUACAUCGAUGGACGUCCCCAUCAAACGCUUCCCCUGCCCCAUCUGCCCAAGCACCAUGUAUGCCAAGCAGGGUUCUCUGCUGGUCCAUCACGCCAUUAGGCACCCACCUAGGAACUCAGGCCGCCACGCCCGUCUGCGGUGCCAGGUGUGUGAGAGGCGCACCAGUUCGUUAUACAAAGCCUUGAAACACAGGGGCCAGCAUCUUAAACAAGCUGCAUUCCAAUGCCACAAAUGCCGACACAGUUUUUGGAACCCGCGGCUACUCGCCCGCCACAAGUUCUGCUGCCGGGCGACCACCAGCAGUGGGGGUGGGAGCUGGGGACUGAUGAGAUCUCCAUCGUCAGAUGAUGAACAUUCACCAGUCCAGCUGCCAGUCCCAGGUCUGGUCCAGCCUGAGAGAUCAACGGUUCUGACUGACUACAGUCAGUAAACAAUUUUUUUUUUUUUUUAGAUUAGAUUGUUUUUGAUGUUUAUUUUUUUUAAAUAAUCCAAGAAGCAAGCAAGAGCUAGCAAGUUUUUAACAAAAAAGACAAAAAAAAAAGGUGGAAGUAUGGGGUUUAGUGUAACUACAGUAAUAACCUCGAGCCUUCCUCCUGUGUACAAUCCUAACUUACCACAGCAACGGUGGUCGAUAAAUUAAAGUGGACUUCAAAAGGCCCAAAAUCAGAACCACCAUCACAGGCUGUUUCCUCUUCCCCAAAGGUGAAGGAACUCAAGACCACAUGACUUUAGUAGCAUCUGUUAUUAAAAACAGAUUCGGCUUCCUGUCCAUCAUGUUUCUGUUUUUUUUUUGUUUGUUUGUUUGUUUUUGUUUGUUUUUGUUUUUGUUUUUAAAUCCCCGGUCAUCAGUGUUUGGGCAUAAAUGUGGAUUGGAUGCCUUUUGUAGAGGGGAUGUAUCUCCGGUAGUAGGGAUGCACCGAUAUUAAACAAUUUGACCAAAAGAAAUGCAGAUUUAUACCUAUAUAUAUUUUAGUGUUUAUUUUUAUUUAUUACACAGCUCCACUAUGAAACAAAAGUUUUUUAUUUUUUCCCCUGUAAUUAUGUUCUGCCAGGUUUGACCACCAGGGGGCACAGUUUUAUCGGUUGGUGUUUUCAGUUAACUUUUGAUAUUUUCUCAAGUGGAGGGAUGGGUGGAUGUUUGUAAUGAGUUGCCAGGUUACAUGGACUCACUGCACCAUCUUGUGGCGAUAGAGGAAAGUACUAAAAGCCACUUUAAUAACUUUAAUAAGUGGCUUUUAGAUAUAAAAUCUUUUAGAUAUACAAUCACUUUUUUAUUUAUUACAUUUUGGAAAGUUUCAAAUUGUUUUUCCCAACAGAGAUUUCCAUAAAGUUCCGUUAAAGUCUUCUGUUCUUCAUCACACUCAGCCAGCACAAAAGUAACGCAACACAACACACAAAUAUCAGUAAAUGCCUUCUUGUGUACUGAUAUCCCUCCAAAUAUCGGUGCAUCUCUAUUUUUUUUAGUUCUAGUUUGCGUUCACAUUAUUCACCGGUAAACAGUAGCGUGUCUGUCUCUUGGUCUGUGUUUAUUUGUUGCCCCCGUGGAAGAACUCUCUUUUUAUACUGAGAUGAAAUUUGCCCUCAAGAUAAAUUUAUCUUUAAUGGAAAAAAGAAAUCCUGAUGUGACACUAUUGUCAUUUUUAAUGAGCUUCUUGGGAGAAUAAAGGGUUUGUUUGUCUAAAGAGACUGAAGGGAGACAGUUGGGACAAACAAAGUGUUGAUCUUGUUUUUAAUGUACACUACUUUAUGAUGUUUUUGAAGAAGCGUGAACAGAGAGUGAGAACAGGAGCUGUUAGUGUGUUCAGGAUUUGAAAAGGAAGAAGAGAAAUAACCGAAGUGUACUGUACAAUUCGUAUUAUAUUUUAUUACAUAUUGAUUUUUUUUUUUUCUCACACCGAGUAUCAUUUCUUUUAUCAUUGUUGCUAAUGUUUGGGUGGGAGGGAACGAGUCAGGGUCUGACUUUGUAAAACAGCGGGAUGAGUAUAUGUAUCGAUGUGAUAUCCUCCCCCCUCCUCCUUGAGCCCCCUUUUACCUACUCCCUCAUUGCCACACUUGAUGCCCCAUUUUUGUAACAGAAGCGUGUACACAUAGUUCAUUACUUAGGUCCUGUCCAGAUGUGUGUUUUCUUUUACCUGUAAAACUAAAACAUGUAAUAUUAUUACUAAAUUACUAUCCUUUUCAUUGCCUAAAAGUGAGUUGUUGAAAACCCUCAAAUCGAAUAAAAAAAAAAUCUGAAACAUUGA